AUGACUAAGAAGAAUAACCAAAACGAGGAAGAGUUCAUCAGCUUCGGACAUAACCAGAACACGAAGAUACGCUUUGAGGAUGCUGAUGAAGACGAUGUUGCUGAAGGCUCCGGUGUUGCCGGCGAACCAGCUGCCCAAGAUGAAUCCAUGUGCGACGCCGGCGAGACCGCCGAAGUCACUGACGACACCACCAGCGCCGAUUACUACUUCGAUUCCUACUCUCACUUCGGAAUUCAUGAAGAAAUGUUAAAGGAUGUAGUGAGAACAAAGACUUAUCAGAAUGUAAUCUACCAGAACAAGUUUCUCAUCAAGGACAAGAUUGUUCUUGAUGUUGGUGCUGGGACAGGAAUCUUGUCUCUGUUCUGUGCCAAGGCCGGAGCAGCUCAUGUCUACGCUGUUGAAUGCUCAAAUAUGGCUGACAUGGCAAAGGAGAUCGUUAAAGCUAAUGGAUUUUCUGAUGUCAUAACGGUUUUGAAAGGGAAGAUUGAGGAGAUAGAGCUUCCCACUCCUAAAGUGGAUGUGAUUAUAUCUGAAUGGAUGGGUUACUUUCUCUUGUUUGAAAACAUGUUGGACAGUGUCUUGUACGCUCGUGAUAAAUGGCUUGUUGAUGGCGGAGUUGUGCUACCAGACAGAGCCUCUCUGCAUCUUACUGCUAUAGAGGACUCAGAGUAUAAAGAAGACAAGAUAGAAUUUUGGAACAGUGUGUAUGGUUUUGACAUGUCAUGCAUCAAGAAAAAGGCUAUGAUGGAGCCGCUUGUUGACACAGUCGACCAAAACCAAAUUGUCACUGAUAGUAGGCUACUCAAGACAAUGGAUAUCUCAAAGAUGACCUCUGGUGAUGCUUCCUUCACAGCUCCCUUUAAACUUGUUGCACAACGCAAUGAUUACAUCCACGCUCUCGUAGCCUACUUUGAUGUAUCGUUCACCAUGUGCCACAAGCUGCUGGGUUUCUCAACAGGACCAAAGUCCCGGGCUACACACUGGAAACAGACAGUCAUGUACCUAGAAGAUGUGUUGACCAUAUGUGAGGGAGAGACGAUCACUGGAAGCAUGUCCGUUUCUUAUAACAAGAAGAAUCCUCGAGACAUUGACAUAAAGCUAAAUUAUUCUUUGGAUGGCCGGCAUUCCAAGGUCACUAGGACUCAACACUACAAAAUGCGCUGA
This is a messenger RNA of Microthlaspi erraticum, 1164 nucleotides long. The record is from the annotation of a GenBank genome assembly. Lineage: Eukaryota; Viridiplantae; Streptophyta; Magnoliopsida; Brassicales; Brassicaceae.